CCCUAGGGCCAGCCCAUAUGCCCCACACCAAGCCCAAUUCAUUUUUAGCCCUCUGUAUAAUGAGGUCAUUUUAACCCUGAGCCCUGAAAGCCCCCUCAUUUACAGGGCUAGGUUGGGGCCAGCCCGCGGUUCAUCUAUUCACAUUUUUUCUUUUUCAGACCUUAUAUUGUUUUCCACGAUUAGUCACGAUUUUCUCGAGAAAAUUUUCGAUUCCCUUCUCAACAGCUACUUUCGUUGUUAUUCUUCAAAAUUUGGGAACCUGCUAUCAAAGCCUUUCAAUUCUAUAGAUGAUUCACCAAUAUCGAUCGAUAAUAUAAAAGUUCAAAACCUUAGCGUCGUUUAGAUUUGGCAGAUUCAAUUGCUUAUAGAUUACAUAUAAACUAUCAGUAAAGUAAUGAUUCAUAUGUUGAUCCUAAAUACAAGGACUACGGUGAUGUUCUUCUCAUAUUCUGGGGUAUGUUGGCAUCAGCUACAGUUCUCCCACACUUUAUUCUGCAAUCAGCAACCUUUAGAUACAAAUUGGGCCAUUGGUGGCCUUCUACUCACAGCUUGCAAUAUACUACUUACAGUAUGGUUCAUUGUCCAGGUGGAAAUCUUGAGGGAGUUCCCGGAUGAACUAACUAUGGUCUUUUUUUACAACAUGUGUGCAGCCAUAGCAGCUGCAACUGUUAAAUGGUGAUAUAUGUUUACAACCAGCAUUUUUCUUGCAAUAUGAGGAUAAUAAGAUUGGGGAUACAUUUUUACCUGUCUAAGUUUUCAAGCUGGGUUUCUCCAUGAAGUAAUAUAAUGUUAAGCGUCCUAUACAUAUUGGUUAGGAUCAAUAGUGACAUGCGAGAUUUAGCUUUGCUUGGAGAUUAUUUUUCUUGGAAGUCUUUCUUGAUAUUUCACAUCUUCUUGGAGAAUGGAGAUUAUUUUCUUUCUGUUCAACCGAAUUGGAAUUGGUGCAGUUGAUAAAUAAUUGUUAGAAUUGCUCAGAUUCCCUUGAUUCAAUGCUUUUUGACUUUAAUUCCUUGGUGACUUCUUGUUCAUGCUUCAAACCAGAUUGGAGUCCUCUUUUUUAUGGAAAAAAAUUACAUAUUAAUUUUUUGAAAGGCCCGCGGGCUGGCCCUAAACCAUAGGGCUUUUGGCCCAUGUGGGCCUAUGUCAUUGUGGGCUUUAUGGCCCUGCGGGCUUUUUGGCCCUAACCCACACGGGCUAGGGCUAAAUGGGUCGGGCUGGCCCGUUUUGACACCUCUAACGUACAUUCCCUUUUUUUCUUGUUAAAUUCUAAACAAAGGGUUGUUUAUGUUAUUUUAGAAAAAGUCAGGUCUGUAUAAUCUCAUUAAACGUGGAGAGGAGCAUGUAAAUUUACUUGACAUGUUUCUUUGUUUGGCAUUUGACUUCUAAUUUGUACCCUGUUUUUCAAAUACCAUGUUGAGGACGAGGGAACAUAUUAGUUCUUUGAAUUCAAGGAGUGAAGUAAAUACUGUGUCUAUCAUGCUGUUGUACUUAUUCCCAUAUGACUUUCGUGCAGACUGAUGGAAGGUUUCAACUUCAUUAACUUUAUAGUGUAUCAGUUUCUGUUGAUUAUAAGUUUGCACUUUUCGUUUUUUUUUCCUCUUCUAACUUUUGGCUCCAAAUGGAUUCUAUUAAAUAUUCAAUUCUGUAUAUUAAGGUCCAGUCAUGAUCUACUAGUUCUGGUUGUCUUCUGUAUUAUGUUUCUACAAGCUUCUGUACAUGCAAUCAGUUGUGUUGACAAAAAGAAGAUUUUUUGGGUGUCUCAGUUAGUUUUGCUUACAUUAUUUUGCUAGACUGAAAUGAAAAAUUCAAGCAACAGUAGUAUGGUUUAUACCUGGGGUGAAUCUAGGAUAUAAUACUUUGUUUAUUUAUUUAUUUUUGGGGGUGGGGCUG
This is a messenger RNA of Gastrolobium bilobum, 1890 nucleotides long. Its product is annotated as WAT1-related protein At5g40230-like. The coding region runs from base 395 to 679 and encodes 94 amino acids. The record is from RefSeq and is a predicted model, not a curated record. The transcript has 5 exons. Lineage: Eukaryota; Viridiplantae; Streptophyta; Magnoliopsida; Fabales; Fabaceae.